AUGAGAGCGCCCCGGAUUCAGCAGUUCCUGAGCCCCUUCCUCCGCAAGGCUCCCCUCGCACCGACAUGCCAGACCAGAUGGCUUCAUAAAACUAGAGAGGCCGCGCCUAUUCCGUCGCCGAUACCCCUUGUUCCCGAUGUUCCUUCUUUGCUCAAGGUCCUUGGCCGUGGACUGAGCCAGCACGUCGACAAGUUUCCAUCAUGGGAAGCUCUCUUCACCCUUACAUCGCCACAGCUCCGAGAGCUGGGCCUCGAGCCACCAAGAACACGACGCUACCUCCUCACGUGGUUGGAUAGAUACAGGAAGGGUGCGUUCGGCGCAGGUGGAGACUUUAAGCACGUCGAGAACGGAGAGGCACUCUUGAAGAUCGUCCGAGAUCCUAAGACGGAUCAGAAGAUUGUGGUUAAUGUUCCGUCAGACCUCGACCUGACCAACGCCUCCAUCGUCGAACUUACGAAGCCGUCCGGCUAUGUGGUUCGUGGCGCUCACACGAUUGCUGGCCCUCACGCACUACCCCUGAAGGCCGGCGAGGGUGCUCGCGUGGUCGUGACAGAGGGCAUGUGGGAGCACAAGCAAGGCCACAAGGUCGACGGAGGUGAGCGCAGAAGGGGUGAGGUUCGUUUCAAGAAGCGCAUUGCGGCGCGCAAGGCCGAGAGAGAAGCUCAGGGUCUACGAUAA
Colletotrichum truncatum is the source of this 678-nucleotide messenger RNA. Its product is annotated as mitochondrial 37S ribosomal protein mS41. Lineage: Eukaryota; Fungi; Ascomycota; Sordariomycetes; Glomerellales; Glomerellaceae. The record is from RefSeq and is a predicted model, not a curated record. Gene Ontology annotation, cellular component: mitochondrion.